AUGCGGCCUCUCAAUGGGGCUUCCCCCGCCCUCGCGCUCUCCGUCGCAAUUGUUCUCCUACCCGCAGCCAUAGCGAAACCAUAUCCCGUCCAUAUUGGAGAUUACCGGCAGCUGCACAACGAGUCCCUGGUCGACAAAAGGCAGCAAGAUUGCGCCCUAUGGUGCGGAUGGAACGGUUUCUUAUGCUGUCCUUCUGGGACCAAAUGCGGCACCAACGCAAAAAACGAGGCCAUUUGCGACCCAAUAUCGGGAAACGGCGGCGAUAACAGCGGCAGCUGGCAGUUCUUCACCUCGACGUGGAUCGAGACGGGUACGGUGACGAGGACUUCCGUAUACAGCUCAUUUGUGGGAGCGCCGACGGCCAACAGCUGCGGAGGCGCUCGAGUGCCAUGUGGAGGAGGCUGCUGCGACAGCGGAUACUGGUGCUCCAACGAAGACACCCAGGAGUGCAGAUUGAUCGGAGGAUCCUCGUCACCCGGCAUCGCUCCGCUUCCUCCGGCGACCGGCACACCUACAGGAACGGUACCCUUCAAGACUCCCAUCCCGACCGGCAGCGGGACUGCGAUUCCACAGCAAGGCGGCGGAGGCCUCAGCGGCGGAGCGAUUGCCGGUAUCGUCAUCGGCGUCAUUGCCGGUGUCCUCUUGCUGCUCUUCCUCUGCCUGUUCUGCUGCGCAAAGGCUCUCUUCGACAGCAUCAUGGCCAUCUUCGGGUUCGGAAAGAAACGGAGGCAUACUCACGAAGAGACCUACAUUGAAGAGCGUCAUCGCCAUAGCCACAGCGGCUCCGCUGCCGGCGGACGUCGCUGGUACGGGCAGGCUGCGCGUCCAGCUCGCCCGCCGCCGAAGAAGGGCGGAGGGUUUGGCAAUGCCCUGGGCAUCGGUGCCGCACUUGGUGGUCUUGCCUUGGCCUUGGGCUUGAAACGCAGACACGACCGCAAGCACGACGACAAGAGCACUACGAUUUCCGGAUCGUCCGCAUAUUACAGCGACUACACAAGUACGAACGAUGGAAUGAACGGCACAGGACUGUUAAAUACAACGAAGUCGGACUUUGAAGAGAAGUUCAAUGAAUCGUAUCGUUUUCCUCAUGUCUGUAUGAAUUGA
This is a messenger RNA of Westerdykella ornata, 1104 nucleotides long. RefSeq lists its product as uncharacterized. The coding region runs from base 1 to 1104 and encodes 367 amino acids. The record is from RefSeq and is a predicted model, not a curated record. NCBI's taxonomy places the organism in Eukaryota, Fungi, Ascomycota, Dothideomycetes, Pleosporales, Sporormiaceae. The transcript is spliced from 2 exons.